AUGUCCCAAGACGCGUUCAGUUCUCAUGUCCAAGCUGCUAUCGACUCUGCUGUCGGUAGCAAGGCUAUCGAUGUCUACGCCUAUCUCGAAGGUGCCAAGAAGCCUGUCAUUGAAGAGGUGGUCGAGGAUUUAAAGCCAAACAAAUCUGCCGCUCCCAAUGAGCAACAAUCCGAGGUAGCCAAUGCUCCUGCUCCUGCCGCUAUUGACCUCCAAGAUGCCAUCAACACUGCUGUUGAGAAUGUUGUCGGUUCUCCUGCCGUGGAUGUACAUGCCUACCUUGACAAGACCAACUCCACAGAAGAAGCCAGCAAGGAGAUCGUCGCUAAAUCCGUUCCCGAAGUCGCCGCCGUCCCUGCCGCUGCUGAUGAAGAGGCUGUUGAAGCCAAGGCUGAUCUGGUAGAUGAAAUCAAAGAAACCGUACCUGAAGUAGAGGCUGCUGCCGUGGAUGAAACCAAGGAGGAAGCUGUGGAAGCCAAGCAUGAUGUCGUUGAGGAAAUCAAGCAAGCCGUUCCCGAAGUCGCUCCUGUCCCUCCCGUCGCUGAAUCAAAGGCUGCUUCCGUUGAUUUAGCUGCCGCUGUCAGCUAUGCUGUCGAUUCUGUUGUUGGUUCACCCGCCGUUGAUGUCUACAGCUAUUUAGAAAAGGCCAACAAGCCCACCCUCGUUGAAAAGGUCGAGCAGGGCGUUGAAAAAGUAAAGGAAGAGGUUGCCGAGGUAAAGAAUGAGGUCGUGGAGGAAGUAAAGGAAAAAUCUCGUGAAAUCAAGCCCACCCCUGAGCCAGAGCAACCUGCUGUAGAGGCAAAGGAAGAGUUGAUCGAAGAAAUCAAGGAAUCCGUACCUGAAGUUGCACCUGCUGCUGUUGAUGAGACCAAGGAAGAGGCUGUUGAGGCAAAGGAAGAUGUUCUUGAGGAGAUCAAGGAAGUUGUCCCAGAGGUUGCCCCUGUUGCAACUGAGCAAACCAAGCGAGAUGUUGUUGAUACCGAGGAGGAAGUCGUUGAAGCCAAGGAAGAUGUUCUCGAAGAAAUCAAGGAGACCGUGCCUGAAGUUGCACCCGCUGCUGUUGAUGAGAUCAAGGAAGAGGCUGUUGAGGCAAAGGAAGAUGUUCUUGAGGAGAUCAAGGAAUCUGUCCCUGAAGUCGCACCUGCUGUUGUCGCUACUACCGAGACCAAGCAAGAACCCCCAGUUGAUUUGCAGUCUGCCGUUGAUUAUGCUGUCAAGUCUGUCGUUGGCUAUGGUGCUGUUGAUGUAUAUGCUUAUUUGGAGAAGGCCAAUCCUACCGUUUCCAAGAAGGAGACCGCUACUACUGCCACCACUGCAGUUCAAGAUCUCGGUGCUCAAGCUCAACAAUUGACCGAAACUGUCCGAUCUGCUGUUGUCGAUGACAAGGAGCAAGCUUCCACUGUGUCUGACAUCAAGACCGAUGUUCUCAAUUUGGCUGAAUCUGCCAAGGUUGCUGCUGUUGCCACUGUCUCUGCUGCUACUGCUGGUGCCGCAUCUCUUUUGCCUACUUCUGCUACAAAGUCUAGCCCUGACCAAGCCGAAAAUGACGUCAAGCGCGAUAUUGAAACUACUGAAACUGAGACUAAACCCCUUGUUCAACAAGCCAAGGAUGCUAUGGUCGAAAAUGCAACUGCCGCCAAAGCUACUGUUGACGCUACUGUCGAGGAAGCCAAGGAACAAGCACCUGUUAUUCAAAAGAGUAUUGAUGAUAAGGUAGAGGCUGUCAAGGCUCCUAUUGUUGAGACUAUUCAAGAAGCAAAGGAACAAGCACCUGUCAUUCAAAAGGAUAUCGAUAACAAGGUCGAGUCUGCCAAGGCUGCUGUCAAUGCUACUGUUGAGGAAGCCAAGGAACAAGCUCCUGUCAUUCAAAAGAGUGUGGAUGCUAAGGUAGAAGCUAUUAAGGCUCCUGUUGUUGAAACCAUUCAAGAAGCCAAGCAACAAGCUCCCGUUAUUCAAAAGAGUGUGGAUGAUAAGGUUGAAUCUGCAAAGGCUGCUGUUGGUGCCACUAUUGAAGAGGCCAAGGAACAAGCACCUGUUAUUCAAAAGAGUGUCGAUGAUAGGGUGGAUGCUGUCAAGAAUGAGAUUCCUGCUGUGCAAGAGCAAAUCAAGAGCACUGUUGCUGGUUCCUCUGUUCAAAAGCCUGAGCCUGCUGUUCCCGUCCCUGUUGCUGCUAGUCAAGUCAACCCUAUUCACCCAGAGACACCUGCUGCACCCGUUGUACCUGCCACUGCCGCACCUGCUGCCCCUGUUCCUGUUGCUGCUGUUCCUGUAUCAUCUCCUGCUGCCGCUGCUGCUGAACCAGAGCAUAAGCCUUUGCCAUCCAAGCCUGCUGAGGAAAAGGGCAGUAAAUGUACUAUUAUGUAA
This is a messenger RNA of Mucor velutinosus, 2361 nucleotides long. RefSeq names its product Aldo_ket_red domain-containing protein. The transcript has a single exon. NCBI's taxonomy places the organism in Eukaryota, Fungi, Mucoromycota, Mucoromycetes, Mucorales, Mucoraceae. The coding region runs from base 1 to 2361 and encodes 786 amino acids. The record is from RefSeq and is a predicted model, not a curated record.